Molecule: messenger RNA, 207 nt
Organism: Dovyalis caffra
Lineage: Eukaryota; Viridiplantae; Streptophyta; Magnoliopsida; Malpighiales; Salicaceae
Source: the annotation of a GenBank genome assembly
AUGGCACAAUUUGGUGUUUCAUUUGUUCACAUUGUGAUAGCUAUGGUGGUUGUGGCUUUGUUGCAUAACUGUGGAGUGAUGGCACAGGGCAUUUCUCCUACACCAGCUAUGGACGCUGGAGCUGGAGAAAUUAUCAAGCUCGAAAAUGCAAUCAACACACGUUCUUGCUCUUGUCUAAAACCAAACCAGAGUUACAAAGACGCAUAG